Molecule: messenger RNA, 7792 nt
Organism: Culicoides brevitarsis
Lineage: Eukaryota; Metazoa; Arthropoda; Insecta; Diptera; Ceratopogonidae
Gene: Mical
Product: F-actin-monooxygenase Mical
Exons: 12
Molecular function (GO): protein binding
Source: RefSeq, a predicted model, not a curated record
ACCCCAAAAAUAACUCAAAAUGAAUCGCGGUGAGCAACUUACAAAAGAGCAGCGCGAACAGCUGAUGAUGGAGAACGAUGCCGCAGCCCUGGCUGCGGAGAUGUUCGAUCAUUUCUGCUCAGCCACAACAAUGCGUCAAAUUCUCGGCCUGUACCGCAACAUGCUCGACACAAUCAACCUUCGUCCCGCACCGCUCAACGAAUUCUACCCCAAGCUCAAAGCCAAGGUGAAAAGUUGGAAAGCCCAAGCCUUGUGGAAAAAAUUCGACUUGCGCGCCAGUCAUCGCGUUUACAACAAAGGCACUGCCUGUUCCGGCACAAAAGUCCUCGUAAUCGGUGCAGGUCCUUGUGGCUUACGGACCGCCAUCGAAGCCCAAUUACUCGGCGCCAAAGUCGUCGUUGUCGAAAAACGAGACCGCAUUUCGCGCAAUAACGUUCUGCAUUUGUGGCCAUUUCUGAUAACAGAUUUGCGACAAUUGGGCGCGAAAAAGUUUUACGGCAAAUUUUGCGCUGGGUCAAUAGAUCACAUUUCGAUUCGACAGCUGCAGUGUAUUUUGUUGAAAGUUGCUUUGCUACUUGGGGUCGAAGUGCACGAAGGCGUGUCUUUUAUCAAGACAAUUGAGCCAAAAGACGGGUUUGGAUGGCGGGCCCAACUUUCGCCGGAAGAUCAUGCCGUUUCGCAUUACGAAUUUGAUGUUUUAGUGGGAGCCGAUGGCAAACGCAACACCUUAGAAGGGUUUAAGCGAAAGGAAUUUCGAGGAAAACUCGCGAUCGCCAUUACGGCAAAUUUCAUCAACAAAAAGACAGAAGCCGAAGCCAAAGUAGAGGAAAUUAGCGGGGUAGCGUUCAUUUUUAAUCAGCGUUUUUUCAAAGAGCUUUACCAAACGACAGGCAUCGAUCUCGAGAAUAUCGUUUACUACAAAGAUGACACCCAUUAUUUCGUAAUGACCGCCAAAAAACACUCGCUCAUCGACAAAGGUGUCAUAAUUCAAGAUUACGCUGACCCAGCGGAGCUUUUAUCUCCCGGCAACGUCGAUACGAGCAAAUUACUCGAUUACGCCCGCGAAGCUGCCGACUUUUCCACACAAUACCAAAUGCCCAAUUUAGAAUUCGCCGUGAAUCAUUAUGGCAAACCCGAUGUCGCCAUGUUUGAUUUCACCUCGAUGUUUGCCGCCGAAAAUUCGUGUCGCGUUCAAGUUCAAAAGAAUCAUCGCCUCUUCUCGUGUCUCGUGGGCGAUAGUUUACUUGAGCCUUUUUGGCCGACGGGCUCUGGAUGUGCUCGCGGAUUUUUAUCCAGUAUGGAUGCCGCGUAUGCCAUUAAGCUCUUCGCCAAUCCGAGAAAUAGUAUUUUGGCGGUAUUAGCACAACGUGAAAGCAUCUAUCGAUUGCUGGGACAAACGACGCCUGAGAAUCUCAAUCGAGACAUUGGCGCCUAUACGCUGGAUCCGAUAACGAGGUAUCCGAAUUUGAACAAAGCUGCUGUCACAAUUGUGCAAGUUAAGCAUUUGUUGACGACGGAUGAUCCGAGUUUGUUGGAGCAAACGCAUUUGGAUACGAAUGUGUUGGCGGAGAGAGUUGCCGAAGUGCCAGCGAAGAGAAAGAGAAGAACGUUGGAGACGAUUUCGUUGAGUAGUGUCUUGUUGCGAUGGGUAAAGUCGCAUUUGAAGGGGUAUGAAUUUGUGCAUGGGAUUACGGAGCCGGCGCAAGUUUUCACACAGGGACAAGUUUUGCUUCAUUUGAUUCACAGAUUUCGCCCUGAAUUAAUCGAUUUGAGCCUAAUCUCCGAAUGGAGUCCCGAACAAUGUAACGAACGAGCCUUCUACCUCCUUGAAAAGGAAUUUGGCAUUCCCCAAAUAAUGACUGGCAAAGACUCAAUUCACAUCGACAACAUCGACUCAAAAAUCUGGAUCACCUAUCUCGAGCAAAUCUGCGAAGUGUUCCGCGGCGAAGUGCCUCACGUCAAACACCCCAAACUGGAUUACUCCGAAUUCAAGCAGAAAACCAACGCUCCCGGCGGCUUAUCCAUGGCUGACUUCUCCCGUAUGCGACGCGGUGACUUUGCAGCAGCUCAAAAUGCGAAAAAACUCCCCGACGCGGCGGGCACUUCACGAAAAUCCGCUGCAGCGCCCGAAGAAGAAAAGUACAACGUGCAGCGAAAGCAACGGAGACUCGCGCAGGAACAAACGAACCAAAUUCAGGGACAUCAUGUGCGCUCGCCGCCGCCCGAACCCACGAGAAAGUCACGCAAACGUCGCAGUUACGAGAAAUUCGGAAAUAUUGACGAACGCACAAAACGCCUGCAGGAAAUCGAGGAAAAUCGUGCGGAUCGACAGGCGAAACGCCGGGCACAGAGAGCCGCCCAAACGGAAAACUUCCUCAAAAGUCUCCACAUGUUACAGGCGAACACGUAUUUGCGCGAGAGCGACAGCUCCGGCAAUUUCGAGGACUACUCGAUUUACAUGUAUCGCCAGGGGGCGCCCGAAUUCAAUAGUCGCGUCAAAGAUCUCGAGCGAAAGUUGUUGUACCCAGAUCGUGAACGAGGAAUUCUCUCCGCGAUGCCGGGAAGCAUCGAUCCGCAGUUCAACGACCGGAUCAAAGACAUGGAACAACGAAUUACCUCCAAGGGGGUCAUGAAUACCGAGAAGAAACCCAAAGACUUGUUACGUGCAAUCGGCAAAAUUGACCAAAAUGACUGGCAGGUCAAGGAAAUCGAGAAAAAGAUGGAAUUGUCGAAGAAAACGACCGACAUUGGGAAAAGUCGUGAACGUGUGCCUAAAUGGAAUCGCGAACAAUUUCUCGCGCGCCAAAACAAACUCACCGCCGAAAAAGUCGAAGACGGAAAAUACAAAGAUCUCGACAACGCCAUGAAACUUAUCGACAAACAACUGAAAGAAGGCUCGAUUCUCGAGGGAGCCAAGAACAAAGUUGCCUCCAUUGCCGGGCAAUUUAAGCGCAAAGAAGAAUCCGAAAGCGAAAAUGAAAAAGUCAAAAAAUCCCCGAAAACGAGCAAACCAACGGGAUUCGCGCUGGCGACAAGCAACAAAACGGAAACUUGCAACUUUUGCAAGCAACGCGUUUAUUUGAUGGAAAAAGUUACCGCGGAAAAUCUAGUCUUGCAUCGAUCGUGUCUCAAGUGUUAUCACUGUCACACGAGUUUGCGUCUUGGGGGUUAUGCGUUUGAUCGUGAUGAUCCCCAAGGCAAAUUUUAUUGCACGCAGCAUUAUCGGUUGCCGCCAAAAGAGAUCAAAUUGCCGCAAAGACGUCCGUUGCCGAGAUUACCACAAGCGGCGAAAGUGACACCUGCCAAAGUUGGGGCGGGAACAGAUUUGAUCGAUCGCGGACAAACGCCGGAAAGGAUUGAGUUUGAAAAUGUCGAUGCAAUGUCCGAUGGAGAGCCGUCGUUGGAACAAGUAAUUGAUGAGAAUGAAUGGACGGAUAAGAAUUUUGGUACGGGAUCGGAGGAGUCUGAGGAUGAUCUCUCGAGCUCUGACGAAUCCGACGAAGAUUCCGACUCCGAUAUAUUCGAAGACCCAGUUGGCAGUCCUCUUGGAGCACAAACUCUUCAACUGGCAAACGACUGGAUCGAUCGUCGUUACUCUAACAUGCAAGAUAGCGACGACGACUUUUAUGAAUACUCGAGCGAAGACGAUGACGCAAACGAUUCACAAACUGAGGGAGAGGAGUUAGCACGAGCACGCGAAAUGCGCAAGCAGGAGGUUCAGCUCAAGCCACUCCCAAUUUUACCUACCGACACUGAAACUGACGGACAAUCUGACAGCGACUCUCCUGAUGUCGAACUGAACUCAGCGACAGAAAUUUCAACAGAUUCGGAAUUCGAUCAUGAUCCAGUGCAACGAGAUCCACCGCCAAAGAUUCUAAUUGAUAACUCGUAUUUGAGGAAUUCUUUCAAGCCAUCACGGUUUCAAAUCAAAGCAAGUGACAUCGAGCACAUUUACCAACCGCCUCCCGUACCAAUUUACGAACCAAAGCCCGUACAUUUCAAACCCCUCGUGGAAGUUGAUCCCACUAUCAAGCUCUCAACGAACCGAAACCCUCUACAAAACCCUCGUCAAGGCGACUAUUCAUUACAAAAAAUCGCCAGCACCGAAGCCGUUGCCGCCAAAAAGAGUUUGGAGCUCAAAAAGCGCUACUUGCUCGGCGAAACGCAAUCUCAAGGCGUAUUAAAAUCCGAUUCCGCCUCCGCCUUAGAUCUCAAAUUCAAAAAUUUCCAAUCCAACAUCUCGGAUUGUCAAAAACUGCUGAAUCCCGCCCCCGACAUCAGCACCGCCAUGAAAACUUUCCUCAGCAACACGAACAAAUUAACGGAAUCGCCGCUCAAAGGCCCGAACGAGCUGAAAAAUGACGAGAAAGAAAACGUGAAUGUCAAUGUCGUGAAUUCGGUGACCGAGAAAAACGAAUUAAACCAAGUAAAAAGUGAAAAAGACAAAAAAUCCGAAGAUUAUAUUCAAGUCGAGGCAAGAAAAGUCAACAUUGAGAUCUUGGAAAAUGAAAAAGAAGACGACGAACAAAACGAAAGCGUGGAAGUAAUUGAUCUCGUGACGCCACAAAACAGUCCAAUGAACGCUGGGCAGAAAUAUUUAAAAGAUUCUCCGAAUUCAAAGCCUUUAAACAACAUUUAUAUCGACUUGACAGGCGAUUCUCCUGCCAAAGAUCGUUCCCUGGUCGAAACAAAAGUGAAUUUCAGCGUCGAUGAUGAACAAGAAAAAAAUUCCGUCGUGCCCGAUAUCCUUAGCACGCAUAAUUUGAAGGAUUCAGACCAACGCGAGGAAAGCCCGAUACUGGAAACGUCCAUCGAAGUCCCGCAAUGGCGCCCGAAAGCCGUUUCCGACAUGGAAAGUGACAGUUUAUCCGAGUCCAGUACCUCCAGCAUCGACGAUAUUCCGCAUUUUACGCUAGAUAGCGCCACAAGUCCCGAACAAUGUGACCCCCGAUGCAUCCCCAAGCUCGAAGUGCGCGACGAAACGGGCGAAGUAAUGCAAAUUGACAGCUUAAUGAUCAUAAAUGGCGAAUAUAUCGGCUAUCCGGAAGAUGACGACAACGAAAUCGAGCAAGUUGUCAUCGGAAAAGACGAAAAUUCGUCCCAAGCGGAGCCACUUAUCACGCCCAAGAGUGAAGAACGGACCUUUAUGGCUGAAAUUCAAAAGUCCCCCACGGUAAUUGAAGUGAAAAAGGCCCCAACGGUGACUUCAACGACUGUUUCGAGCACAAAUGAGGCCGAAAAACCCCGUCUCGAGUACAAAGGCAUGAAAAAUUUCCGUCCCGAGUAUCGUUUCGACGCCAAAAACGAAAGCAAAAUCGACACGUUGAAAAAUUUACCGUUAAUUGUGGGUGCCAGUGCUCGUGAAAUCCUUAAAACUGCAUUGCCUGACCCUCAAACAGCCCAAAAAUCCAUCGAAAAGCCAUCAGUAUUAAAUUUACCGCCGGUGACAUCACCAACGACGCCCGAUUCGGAAGACAAAACUCCCGUAAAUCAAUCCGCGAUGACUCAAAAUGCUCUCUUAGAAGCGCCCGUCGUGUCUGACACGGAAACUGAGGUAACGGGAGCUUUGAUGACCGAAACGGAGCUCAGCGAUUGGACCGCAGACGAUGCUGUGUCGGAAAAUUUCAUCGAAAGCGAGUUCGUAUUGAACUCGAAUAAAGGCACGAUACGUAAAAAUCGCAAAAAUAAGAAGAAAAAUGGCGUCGCCCGACAAAUUUCUAGUCAAAAACCGCCGGAAACGCCGAAACGAGCGCCUUUAGCCUUGGAUAUGGACGAGAUGGAGUUCAUGGAUACGGGCUCGGAAGACAGUUGUGUCGAAAAUGCCCAAAAUAACCGCAUUAAAUUCCAAAAUUCGGGUUAUAUUGAGUUUGUGCAGCCUGAAAAGCAGCCCCAAAGUGUUAAUUAUUCGUAUAAAAGCGACUCAGCUUAUAGUUCAUCGCCGAAAAUCGAUCGCAGGACAGGUUUGGAGCCCGAAAGUCUCGAAAGUAUCGAGCAAAAGCCCGGAAUUGACUAUAUCGAACAAGGAGCGAGCAUUUUGAGUGGGUCCAAUAGCGAUUCAACCACUUUGAAGACGACGCUGAUGACAGAUUCAGGCACUUUGGUGGCUUCCAGUAGUUCUCCGACGUACCCGAACUCGCUGAUGGGCUCUUCGAUGACAAGUUCGCUCGGCAGUUCGAUUUCCACGCUCAAAGAUCAAGCCCCCGAUAGCUUAAAUGACAUGGAGGAGGAUAGUUUGGUGAUGAUAAUGUCCGCAGAGACGAUCACAACGACGGAGGAAAGUGAUGCUUUGACAGUUGUGACAUCUCCGAUGGACUCGACGCCCGCCCAAGUACUAACCACAGAGUCGAGCGACACAAAAACCGAAAAAACGACCCCUUUGACGACACCGGAGCUCUCGAAACAGCCUUCCGGUGAGGAGCAAGUCAGUUAUGAGGACUAUGUGAAGCAGUUACAAGCUAAAAUUUCGAAAAUUACAAGUCACGAUCCCAGUUUGCGACGAAAAUCGAGCAAAGGAGACACCCUGAGUAGCGUUUCGGGUGAAAUUUCAGCGAAAGAAACGAAACACAGCCCGUAUUCGGAGUCAAUUACCGAACCGCCGACGUUAAGUAAGAAAAUUGAGCUCAUCACGAUGGAACGGGACAAGCAAAAGGACCUCAUUCAUGACUUGGUGAUGGAUAAAUUGCAGCAAAAGAAGCGAUUAAAUGCUGAAAAACGUCUAAAUCGGAGUCGAAAUCGAACUGCAGCCUUAGCGGCGUCAUCUAGUGUCCUUCAAACGCCUCCCGUGCAAGAACCGACAGUCAAAUACAAUCCACUUCUAACGCAAAAGGACCCAAAAACCCCUGUGGAAGCGGAAAAAUCGCAUAAAACGCAGUUUACAACGCGACAAGUCCCGUUAAAAGACAAAUCUUCGUCCGAUUUGAAUGGAAAUGACUUCAAGUCACCUCUGAGUUAUGCGGCGGCAUUUUCUUUCACCGACAAACUUCGCAUGGAAGCACGUCAAAGAGCGCGUUUGCUCUCAAAUGAAGACUUGGGGCUCAGUCCGGAGGAAAAAAUCCAACAAUUACGCAAAAAAUACAACAUUUACCCGAAAAAUCAUGGUUCCAAUGACACAAAAAUAGUUUCUGCCGUGCCAGCCAAUGUCAUUCCCGAACGGAAACUCAUCUCGUCGAAAUCUGUGAACGAUAUUAUGCUUUGUAAUAAUCCCGCUUAUUCGAGCGUUUAUAAUAAUGAAAGGCCAAGUGUGCGGGAAAUUUAUCAAGUGACGGAUUUUACGUCAGAUCCGAACUUGAAUGAGGCGGGCGAGAAGCAUUUGAGGGAUAGGAGACUCGCGAAAAAGGAUCCGGAACGGAGGAGAAGUUUGAUUCAAGCGGUGUCGGACUUUUUUUCGCACAAGAAGAAGGAUAGUGGGGCGGCAAGUAGUAGUAGUACGUCGCCUGUGAAGGAGGGAAGCAAUUAUAAGGCGAGGGAUUCGACGGAUUCGAACAGGUUUGGGAGAUUUCGGUUGACGUCAAGGAAGAAGGAGGAGGAUAAAGCGAAGUCAUGCUUUGACAUUCGGAUUCCAGGUGCUUCAACAUCCCGCGAAAAGUCACCACAUUACGAGCGCAGUCGGUCCGAAGAUCAUCUGGAGAACAAACAUGUUGCACGACGUGCUCAUGCCUACGAUUCCCGCGACUAUGAAGACGAGAUGCCACCCCCUGUUCCUCCAUUGCCGGUGCAAUAUGAGCCGAAUUCUGACGAUGACGACUACGAGAUAAACGAAACCAAAAACGAGCUGAAACGCAUUCGCGCCAUC